CCCGCCCCCGCCCCCUGCCUUUUUGUCCUCGCCCCCCAUAUCUAGCCGCCCGCCUGCCUGACCCCCCUUGCGGCGUCCCUCCGGUACACAGGCGCGCCAGCGGCAGGCUCAUCCUUCCCAGCUGCAGACGAUACCAUUGCUUGAUAAAAGCCCACGUUCGUCGGGUCCUCGCCACGCGCUGCCUCUGAACGCCGGCCAUGUCAAGCGGCGCCGGCAGCACCACCCCCCCACUGGGCGCGACCCCCGGCGCAUCGAUCGAAGAAGAGUGGUCCUUUGUGCUGAUCAUUUCCGCCGGAGGCAUUCGCUUCCAGCCGGUCCCCUUGCGCCCGACAUCCGAGGCACCUGAAUGGCCGCCCCGGGUGGGCGCGGCUGCCUCCUCGGACGCCUCGACCCCAACCUCGGCGGCGCCCCAGCACACUUCCUCGACCGGGGCCCUGCUCGACCGGAGCCCCGCCGUGCUGGGUCUCCUCCAGCAAGUAGCCCGUGCGGAGGCCCCCCCGAUCGAAGCGCCGAUGCGCCUUCUGAUCCUCCUGGCUGCGGCCCCGGGAUUUGCCGAGCGUCUGGAGGCCCUUGGCCUGCCGGCCUCCUCGAUCCCCUCGCUCAGUGGGACCCCGGCUGCUGGUGGCGAUUCGCUGGUUCGCACGGAGGACGGCCUGUUUUUCGCCCUGCGAGCCGAGGAAACCAGCCUCCUGUCCCAGCUGGUCGACAUCCCCGGAGCCACCAUGCUUCCAGCGCAUGCCUGGCCUGGCGCCAUGCUGUUCCUGUCUACCCAGAAGGCUGGCAGCGAGACAUGGUCCGCCCCUGAGCUGCCGGUCGCCCAGGUGGACUAUGUCCAUGCGUACCCGACCGAAGUGGAGUGCGCGCCGGCUGCUGGACAGGCAGCGCGCAUGCCGGACUCGGCCGCCUCGUCGGGUGGCAUUUUCUCCAUGUUGGCCGACCUCGAGGCCGAUCUUUCAAGCUGAAUCCCCCCCCCCUUCCCGUGCUCCGUGUAUGUCGGGACACCUCCCCGCCCCCCUCCCCCUCCCCCUCC
Messenger RNA from Fonticula alba, 1030 nucleotides. RefSeq lists its product as hypothetical. The coding region runs from base 198 to 962 and encodes 254 amino acids. The record is from RefSeq and is a predicted model, not a curated record. The transcript has 2 exons. Lineage: Eukaryota; Rotosphaerida; Fonticulaceae.